AUGGAGAGAUCGAUUAUUGAUUGUUGCAAGAAAUUAACUUCGGAGAAGCAAACCGAGCGAAAGAAUGCUGCUGAGAAAAUACAGCUAUUAUUACAACAUGAUGAGGUUAUUCAAUUACUAGACAGCAGGACAAUAAAUUCCUCUUCUGGUCUGGAUGCAAUUACAUGGAAUGAAGUGUACGAGUCCGUUUGUAGCUUUGUCCGUCUUGAAGCAGAAGCGUUAAGCAAAUCUAGCACAAAAGUAUACCAUGCAUCAUCAUCGCUGCCUUCACUGGAGAAACGUAAAACGGUCCAAAUCACAAGUGAUUGA
Trichoplax adhaerens is the source of this 309-nucleotide messenger RNA. RefSeq lists its product as uncharacterized. Bases 1 to 309 code for a protein of 102 amino acids. Lineage: Eukaryota; Metazoa; Placozoa; Uniplacotomia; Trichoplacea; Trichoplacidae. The transcript has 3 exons. Gene Ontology annotation, molecular function: protein serine/threonine kinase activity. The record is from RefSeq and is a predicted model, not a curated record.